Messenger RNA from Gastrolobium bilobum, 909 nucleotides. RefSeq names its product protein PHYTOCHROME KINASE SUBSTRATE 4-like. The transcript has a single exon. Bases 31 to 909 code for a protein of 292 amino acids. NCBI's taxonomy places the organism in Eukaryota, Viridiplantae, Streptophyta, Magnoliopsida, Fabales, Fabaceae. Gene Ontology annotation, biological process: phototropism. The record is from RefSeq and is a predicted model, not a curated record.
CAAAGUCACAAACCCAUAAAGAUAGAAAUUAUGCGUCUUUCUCUUCUUAUCUCAUCACAUCUUGAUCAUGAUUCAAUCUCUGAAGUUAGCAUUUUCCAUGCACACAAGGAAACAACCAACAACAACAACAACAUUCAAAAAGUGGCCAUUAACAACAACACUAGAGUUUAUCCUCUAGUUAACAUGGGAAACAAAUACAAACACAAUGAUCAAGAGCAAGGUGAUCAUGCCACAAAGACCAAAAGAUCACACUCCUAUUCUGCUUCAUCAUAUGUUGGUGCCUACACCAACAUCAAAAACUUCAAAGCUCAUUCAUUCCAUGUUCCAACUCCAACACUUUCUUCUUCUUCUUCUUCUUAUGCUCGUAGUAAUAGUGAUCUUAGCAAGAAAAUCAAAGCUUCAUUGUCAAAACCCAUUUGGCUUUUACAAAGAAGAUGUCCUUGCUCUGGUGAAAACUCUGUGCAAGUUAAACAAAACACACCAAAACCAAAAACUCCAACAACAUCAAAACCAAAACCAACACCUCAAAGCCUCUCACAGAACCAAAUUUCCAAGUUGAAAAAGGAUCAUAUGGUGACACUAAACACUCAAAGAUUUCAACAUGCCAUGAACCAUGUUCGAAGACCCUUCAAUGAAGCCUUCACUUUUCCUCUGUUAUUAGCAAAACCGAAGGAUCUUCUGAACGUUGUGCACGAAGGAGAAGAUCAACCACGUGAUUCCUUGCAAGUUUUCCUACCACAAAGCAACGCCAAGUCACGUGACAUGGACGACGACGCAGCUAGUGAUACAAGUUCUGAUCUUUUCGAAAUAGAGAACUUCUCCGGAGGCAGUGUGCGAUGGCGGAGACAAAGUGAUGCUGAGGAAACCGCCGCCACUUCUUUAACUGAGUUUUAUUCUAUUGAAUUUUAG